Messenger RNA from Paramecium octaurelia, 1817 nucleotides. NCBI's taxonomy places the organism in Eukaryota, Ciliophora, Oligohymenophorea, Peniculida, Parameciidae. The record is from the annotation of a GenBank genome assembly.
AUGGGAACAUGUUAAUAAUGCAAAUCGUAUGUUGAAAUCAGCAAUCUCACCAUCAUUGACUAACUUAGCAAUGAUUUCAUAGUUGUGUAAGACGAUUAUUAGCAUCCUUUGUAUGGCAAAGUCAACAUACUAGAGUACAAAGAACCCAAACAAUUUGAUUUUAAAUUAGUACAUAAACUUAUUACAUUUGUAGAGAGAGAAGACUUUCAACAAGCAUUACAAUAUUAUGAAGCCAAAUUUUAUGGGUUCAAUCAUCCCAACCUCCUCAUCAUACAUGGUAUCUCAUCUUCAUCUUACACUAGCAAUGCAAAAUCGACAAAUAGAUCAAUUCUUUAACACCCAAUACAAAUUGUCACUCUUUCUAGAUUACUAUGAAACCACUCUCGCCUAAGAAUUACUCUUCAGAAAGAAAAUAUAUUUUGAAGAAAGAGAAAUACUAUUCUUUCUGGAUUCCUUAAUCGGUAGUUAAGCCUUCCUCCAAUCUAAAGGUCAUGCCUUGUCCUCCUUAAAAUUUGAUAAGAUCUAUCUCACCAAUCUCCUUAAUGGAGCCAUCGCUUUGAAAGUCCAAAGUCCCCUAUUUGACCCCAAAGAUUAGGAAAUGGAAUUCAAUGCUUUAUUUGAUAAAAUAAUAAAGGGUGAGUAAGUCAAAUUGCAGGAUUACCCAUACCUCAGUCCAGAACAAUGGCAAAUGAUUCACAAUAAAAAGUUGGAAUCUUACGAUCUCUUUAAAUCCAAUGUAUUUGUACUUGGUCUAGUAAAAAUAUAUAUGCAUAUUCGUUUAGAUGACAUUAGAAUUAUGUUCUGUUCGUCAGAGUAUCACCUUAUAUAAAGACUACAUGAUUGAUCAGACCCUUUUAAAUGAUCAAAUCAAUAAAGUUAAAGAGAGAUAUGGAGAAGUAUUACCCUUGCUUUUAGAAGCUAUGUUGUAUUACGAUCCUAAAGUGAGAUGCGAUUUCUUAUAGUUGGAUGAUCUAUUGAAUUUACAACAAUUAUUAAAUGGUAAAAGACUGUCUCAAAUUUGGACUACCGAAGAUUUCUAGUAUAGUUUCAUUGAGAAAAAGGUACUCAGUACGAUAUACUAUUUAUAGGUUCAUUUCACUACAAAGCAGCACUCGCUUAUUCAUCCAGAAGUCUAAUCCUAAUUAUCUAAUUAAUCAUUAUUGCAAAAAGGAUCACAUUUAUCACUCAAAUAAGUCUUAUCAAAAAAUUCCAAAGAGUCCAAAGCAUCAAGUGUAUAUAUAUUAAUUCAUAAUUCAAGUCAUUUAUUUAAAAGAGAGAAUCAUAUUCACCUUAAACACAAAAAAAGAAUUUGUUUAAAAAAUUCGAAACAGAACAAGCUUCAAAAGGAGGCAGCAAGAAACUCAUUACUUAAGAUGGAUUUGGAGUGGAAUCAUUAGCUAAUGGCCUAACAUAUGAAGGUAUAUUUUAGGGGGGUAAAAAGUAAGGGCUAGGUAAGUUGAUUAAUGAUGACAACGAGAUUAUUUAUGAGGGAUACUUCUUUGAAAACCAGUAAAUUUUAUAUAAAAUAUCAGAUAAGAUAUCAUCGUACAGGAGUACUCAAAAAUUAAAAUCCGUAACCACUAACUGCACCAUUCAAUUAUAAAGAUUUUAAUAAGUUAGGAAAUAUGUGGGUCAAAUAUGAUGGAGAUUUCAAAGAAGGUAGACAGGAUGGAUAUGGUUAAUUGACCUUGUCUAAUGCUGAAAUCUAUACUGGACUCUUUAAAAAUGGAGAAGUAAAUGGAACUGGAGUGUUCUUAACUUUGGAUGGCAAAUAAAUCAAAGGCAAAUGGGUGAAUAAUAUCUUUCAAGAAGUAUGA